AUGCCUUCUCGCCUCCUCACCAUGGCUACCGCCGUUUCUGGCGCCGCCGCCGCCUUCCAGGGCUUCAACUACGGCUCUACCUUCACCAACGGCAUAGCCAAGACACAGACCGACUUUGAGAAUGAGUUCAAGACUGCUGCCGGCCUUGAAGGCACCAACGGCCGCUUCACCUCUGCUCGUCUGUACACCAUGGUCCAGGGCGGCACCGGAAGCGAUGUCAUCUCUGCUAUUCCUGCCGCUAUCAAAACCAAGACGAGCCUGCUUCUUGGUCUCUGGGCCUCAGCCGGCGAGGCCUCCUUCGCCAACGAACUGAAAGCUUUGAAGACGACCAUUAACCAGUACUGCGGCCAGCUUGAUGGUCUUAUUGCCGGCAUCUCUGUCGGCUCUGAAGAUUUGUACCGUAUCUCACCCACUGGCCAGGCUGCCUCUCCUGCCCCUGGUGCUUCGCCCACCCAGCUGGUCAACUACAUCAAGCAAGUCCGCGACACCAUCAAGGGCUCAUGCCUGGAAAAGGCCUCCAUCGGCCACGUCGAUACCUGGACUGCCUAUGUCAACGAGACCAACAAGCCCCUCAUUGACGCCAUUGACUGGGUCGGCAUGGACGCCUACCCUUACUAUGAAAACACCAAGCCCAACGGCCUCGAGAACGCCGCCAAGCUCUUCCGGACCGCCGUCGACAACACCAAGGGCGCCUCCGGUGGCAAGCCCGUCUGGAUCACGGAGACGGGCUGGCCUGUCAGCGGUCCCACGUACGGCUCUGCAGUGCCAGGUGUCGAUGAAGCUCAGACUUUCUGGCGUGAAGUCGGCUGCCCCCUUUUUGGCGACACCAAUGUCUGGUGGUUCACUCUGCAAGACGGUGCUCCCACCAUCCCCAGCCCUGCCUUUGGUGUCAUUGGCUCCAAUCUCACCACCACGCCUCUGUACGACCUGUCUUGCGACGAGAACAAGCCCACUAGCAGCAAGGCCGCCCAGAGCUCCCAGACUUCUGCUCAGUCCCAAGGGCCAACUGCCACUGGACCUGCCGGAACCUCUGCCCAGGGAAGCACUGCUCAGCAGACGACAGUCCCAGCUGCCGGUACCACCCAGCAGGGUGGACAGUCUAACACGGCGGUUCCUCCCCCGGCAAGUACCCUGACCACCGCCAACGGCGGCAGUGGUGGCAAUGGCAGUAACGGCAGCAAUGGCAACACCGGCAGCAACGGCGGCAAUGGCAACAACGGCAGCAACGGCGGUAACGGCAGCAAUGGCGGUAACGGCAGCAAUGGCGGUAAUGGCAUCAACGGCGGUGGUGUUGUCAACGGCAGCACCACUUACAUUGUUCCUGGCCAGGGCACCGCUACCGGUACCGGUGGUCUGCCUGGUGUCACGGUUCCUCCCAACGCUGGCAACAAGUUGAGUGCCUUUGCGGGUGUUGCUGUCGGUGCUGUCAUGGCUGUCGCUGCUUUGUAA
Messenger RNA from Metarhizium acridum CQMa 102, 1449 nucleotides. RefSeq lists its product as uncharacterized. NCBI's taxonomy places the organism in Eukaryota, Fungi, Ascomycota, Sordariomycetes, Hypocreales, Clavicipitaceae. Gene Ontology annotation, cellular component: fungal-type cell wall; cell surface; extracellular region. The record is from RefSeq and is a predicted model, not a curated record. Gene Ontology annotation, biological process: cell wall organization. Gene Ontology annotation, molecular function: glucan endo-1,3-beta-D-glucosidase activity.